AUGCAGCAUCAGCAGCAACAAGAACAGCAGCAGCAGCAGCAGCAGCAGCAGCAGCAGCAGCAGCAAGAACAAGAACAGCAGGAACAAGGACAGCAGCAGCAGAAAAAACUGGACUUCCAGUCGCCAGAACGCGACGCAGCGCCCUCCCCCGCGGUCCCCAGCAAGCCUGCUCCCCAGAUCUCGCCCUCCCCCGGCGCGCCAGCGCCGCCGGGCCCCAACCCCGCGCGCGCGGCCAGCGCCGCCGCAGGCCCUCCGCGGCCGGCGCCCGGCGCGGCCGCCGCCGCGUCCGAGGGCCUGGGCGCCGGCAUCGACCCGCGCCGCCCCAUGGUCCGCGUCAAGAGCCGGGUCAACUUUGCUGACUCACCCACCAUCGUCAUCAUCCCGCCCGCGCCGCCGCCCGCGCCGCCGUCGCCGCGCGCCAAGCCGCGCAGCGCGCCCAAGCACUUCGGCUACAAGGCGCCGUCGGACGCGGAAGACGAGGAGGCGGAGGGGGAGGAGGAGGUCGACCCUGAGCUGCAGGCGGCGGUCAGGGCGGCGGCGCGCGCGGCAAUGGCGGCGCACAUGACAAUGCCGCCCGCGCGCCGCAUCCGGCCCGGCGGGUGGGGCGGCGGCGGCGGCGGCUGCGACAAGGCCAGCGACGCGGCUGAGGGGACAGGGGCGCUGCGGCCGCUGAGCUUGGCGAAGCUGGCGAAAGCGGGGAGGGCGGGCUUUGGCGGCAGGCCGGGCUCGGGAGGGGGGCCGCCAGUCAAGCUGCCGAAGGGCGGCGCAGACAUGCUGCUGCUCCCCUCACCCAGCCGCGGCGCCCCUCCCGGCAGCGGUGGCAGCGGUGGCGGCGGCAGCGGCAGCAGCGGCGGCGGCAGCGGCGGCCGCAGCGGCGGCGGCAGCGGCGGCGGCAGCAGUACAAAGGCGGCGGCGGGGGCGGUGUCGCCCGCGCCCGUGCGGCCGCUCAGUGCCCCGAGGACCUUUGGCAGCGGUAAGGCGGCAGCCAGCGGCCCAUUUGGUCAGGUGCAGCAGCAACCGCAACAGCAGCAGCAGCAGCAGCAGCAGCAGCAGCAGUCCCAAGCUCCCGCCUCCAUGCUUGACGAGGUGCGCCAGGUGCUGCGUCGGCUGCAGUACGACACCCACCAGGCUCUGACCGUGGAGCAGCUGCAGGAGCGGCUGCCGGCGAUGGGCUACCGCCUGGCGCCAUCAGAGGUUGCUGAUCUGGCCAAGGAGAUGGCCCAGGGCCCUGACGGCCUGGUGGGCAAGGCCCAGUUCGCGGCCAGCCAGAUGGAGUGGGGGCAGCUGCAGGUGACGACGGCCGCGCGGAUGAACCACCGCGAGGAGUGGCUGGCCUGCCUGCGCGCCACCUUUGAGGGGCUGGACCGCGACAGGGACGGCCGCAUAUCCACCGCCGAGAUCAUGAGGGUGCUCAUGGACAAGCUGCCAGAGGAGGAGGUCAACUCUGCCAUUGAGGACGUCCUGGUGGAGGCCGCCUGCGAGGAGGACGACGGCCUCGACUUUGCCGCCUUUGCCGCACUGGUGCGCGUGCCCUCCGGCGACCUGGACGCCUAUGACGCCCGGCUGGCGGGCACGGGGCGCGGCUCCCUGGAGCGCAGGAUGUCGGGCUCCAUGGACGAGGGCUCGCGGCGCGGCGCGGCCUUGCUGGCCGCGCUGGAGCCCGUGCCGGAGGCGGAGGCGUGA
This is a messenger RNA of Monoraphidium neglectum, 1683 nucleotides long. RefSeq lists its product as hypothetical. The record is from RefSeq and is a predicted model, not a curated record. Gene Ontology annotation, cellular component: nucleus. Lineage: Eukaryota; Viridiplantae; Chlorophyta; Chlorophyceae; Sphaeropleales; Selenastraceae. The transcript has 5 exons. Bases 1 to 1683 code for a protein of 560 amino acids. Gene Ontology annotation, molecular function: calcium ion binding.